Xenopus laevis (African clawed frog) is the source of this 2981-nucleotide messenger RNA. RefSeq names its product ceramide synthase 5 L homeolog (gene cers5.L). The transcript is spliced from 11 exons. Gene Ontology annotation, cellular component: membrane; endoplasmic reticulum membrane; nucleus. Gene Ontology annotation, biological process: ceramide biosynthetic process; sphingolipid metabolic process. The record is from RefSeq and is a predicted model, not a curated record. Lineage: Eukaryota; Metazoa; Chordata; Amphibia; Anura; Pipidae. Bases 159 to 1337 code for a protein of 392 amino acids. Gene Ontology annotation, molecular function: sphingosine N-acyltransferase activity; DNA binding.
UGGCGCAGAGACGAUUGGCUGAUUCCGGGUGUGGCGUGUGGUAGGGGGCGGGGUUAAGCGCGGAGUUUUCACACCUCCUAGUGGUUUCCGUGUCAUACUGAAGAGCGGGGGGCUGAGGUAUUAUACCCCGGUGCUGUCUUUCCUGCUGCCCCGGGAACAUGGCGGCUCUCUCGGCCUGGUUCUGGAAUGAGCGCUUCUGGCUACCGCAGAAUGUUACUUGGGCGGACCUGGCAGACACUGAGUCCGGGGAACAAUACCCGCAAGCAGGACACAUCCUCUGCGCACUCCCUGUAGCUCUGGGGAUCUUCGCUGUCAGGCUGCUGUUUGAGAGGUUUAUCGCAAAGCCAUGUGCGAUUCGUGUGGGAAUCCAGAGCAGCGGCCCACGCAGGGCUCAGCCCAACGCCAUCCUAGAAAAAGUCUUUGUGUCCAUUACAAAGUGUCCUGAUGGGAAAAGGCUGGAAGGCUUAUCCAAACAAUUAGACUGGGAUGCACGCAAGAUCCAGAGAUGGUUCAGACAUAGGCGGAAUCAGGACAAGCCAAGCACAUUAACAAAAUUUUGUGAGAGCAUGUGGAGGUUUACAUUUUACCUGUAUAUAUUUUGCUAUGGAAUACGUUUUCUUUGGUCGACCACAUGGUUCUGGGAUACACGACAGUGCUGGUAUAAUUAUCCUUAUCAGCCACUCACUUCAGGGUUGUACUAUUAUUACAUCAAGGAGCUGGCAUUCUACUGGUCCCUUAUGUUCUCCCAGUUUACAGAUAUUAAGCGAAAGGAUUUCCUGAUCAUGUUUAUUCAUCAUUUGGCCACAGUUGGCCUAAUCUCUUUUUCCUAUGUGAAUAACAUGGUGCGUGUUGGGACCCUGGUCAUGUGCUUGCACGAUGCUUCUGAUUUUUUGCUAGAGGCAGCAAAACUGACAAACUAUGCAAAAUUCCAGCGUUUGUGUGACUCUUUCUUCAUGUUCUUCGCACUUGUGUUUGUUACAACACGACUUAUUAUUUUCCCCUUAUGGAUCUUGAACACCACAAUGUUCGAGAGCUGGGACCUUAUUGGUCCAUAUCCUUCGUGGUGGCUGUUUAAUGGUCUCCUCCUGGUCCUGCAGAUUCUUCACAUCGUAUGGUCUUACCUCAUACUUCGCAUCGCAUACAAGGCUUUGGUUAGGGGAAAGGUUGGAACUGGAAAAUAUCAGCCUUUGUCUGUACUGAAAGAUGAUCGCAGCGAUGUUGAAAGCAGCUCAGAAGAGGAGGAUACCACUUUGAAUGGCACCAAAGCAAUACACAAUAAUGGUGCCAACCGGGUGAAUGGUCAUGCAACAUCCAGCAGUCAGUGGGCUGAAGAAUAAGUUCUUGGCAUACCUCCAGGAGACAGGCUGAUGUAUCCUAAAAGACUUCACAUGAGACACGGACUACUUUAUUCUGCACACAACCAAUCCAGAAGUCUGCCCAACCGGUGGAGCAAUCUUAUUGGUGGAGCCAGCUCUCAUUGUUGGUGGAGCAACCUCUCAUUGGUGGAGCACUUGGAUUCUCCCUAUACCAUAUGACAGAUUUUACCUUUACUUGAUCAUUUUUACAUUUCUGCCUGGAAUAAGAAUCUGAUCUGGUUUAAAAGAGAAGACUGACUUUGCCGCUACACAGUUUGUUUUCUGUGCACACACUGCACACUUCUCAACUCUCUCUAAAACAGCACAGGCCUUCGUUUGGUGCCGAUCUCUCACAGCAGUUCAGCUGCUCCGCAAACCAGACUGCUGUGCGCAAGAGCUGGAGCAGAAUAGGAGCAAUGGUGACCUGAUCAGCUGUGUAACACUUGCUGUUUAUAUCGUGUCACAAGGAGGCGGUGUCUAAAGCGAGCGCAACUUUUUAUCGCCAGUUAACAGCACCGGGGCUCCCACACAGAGGCGCCAGUUACAGCGGCAAGACCAAUGAAAGGCUGUGUGUAGAAACCCUAAUCAGAAGUGUGUGCCUUACUAUGUUAUAUUUUAUAUCGUUGUUUACUUUCUGUGAAAAAAAAAUUUAAAAAAUGAAAAACAUUGGUCACUUUUUUUUUUUUUUUUUUUUUUUUGUUCUAUUAAAAAUACAGGAUCUGAAAUGAGUAUUUUUUUCCCCAACUCAAUGGGCAGAGAGGAUUGUUCACCUCCUGAGUUUUGUGGAAUUUAGAGUAAAACUUAUUAAAUGACCAAUAUUUAUAUUCUAUCCUGUAUUUUUAACAUGGUUUGAUUUGAGCGCUAGCGUCGUGUUAUUUAUUUUAAGGUCUUCGCCUGUGUGUUCUUUAACUGGGCCAGAGCGUUUUUUUGUUUUUUUUAGAGAGAAGAGGAACUUUCAGCAAAAGUGUUGCAAAUUGAAUUUUCCAAAAAGGUGAAGAAUGCAUUUUACAAAAACAUGGGCCCCAUGCCUUUCAACCGUUAAGGUCUUCAUCAGGGGAAAAAUAUACAAGAAAUAUUUUGCCCCUGAUAAAGACCUUAACGGUCGAAUCGCGUAGGGCCUAUAUUUUUGUGAAAUGUAUUUGAUGGAAUAAAAUUGAUAGAAUAUUCUGUGCAUUCUUCAGCUUUUUGGAACGUUCCUUACCUGUUGGUGACUUCCGUAAGUAUUGCACCUCACAUUUGCUUGACGGAGCGUGCGCUGAGUGACCCCUCUUGUUAAAUUAAAUUUGGGGCUGCCAUAUUUCUGCCGUACUGCUGAUAGUAGCAUCCUUUCUUUUCUGCAUUCAGAAAUAUAGUAUUUGAAGUGUCACAAACAGACUUUGGCUCAAAAUGCAGAGACUUGCGGUGCUCACCAAAAUCCGCCGAGUCUGUUUGUGCCACUUCCAAUUCAAUCUUUUUGAAUGCAGAAAUGAGAGGAUGCUACAGCCCACAGCAGCGGAUUUCAGCCCCCGUGGCCCUAGCCUUAAGUAUGUCUUUAGUUGCUUGGCCACUUUAUCUUUUGCUAUUAGAAUCAAAUUGGGAGCAGAAUCAGUAAACAUUACUUGUAUGCAUGCCGGAGACCUCUAGUGA